AACAAUGAAUCCAACUAGGUGGUAUUGUUAAUUGUGACGAUGCACAACUCUGAGGUCUCAGAGCAGAUUGAGUCACUUAGUGGUCACUUUGGCCUUAUGGCAAGGUGCUCCAUCAUGCUGGAAAAGGAAAAAUAUUUUUCUUACACAAGGUUUUAAUGUAGGAAAACAGCCCACAAAAAUUAAAUUGCUGUAACUGGAAUUUUUAUAGCCUACUAGUUGUAAGCUAUGACGUAUACUUGUAAAAUCCUUCUAUAGGAUUUGUUCACAGGAGUUUGAACAUCACCAUGGUACAUCGAUAAGAAUGUAGGAGGGACAAGUGUUUCAGUUUAAGCCAUUUAUUUCCACUACGCACACCUGAAGAGCAAUAGGAGAUGAAGAGGCUUGACGGUUAUAGUUUUCUACAAAUAACGAAGGAUUACAAUACAGUUAACCAAUGUCUAACAUAACACUUAACAACUAGGUGCCUAAAAAUAAACAUUUGUACUCUAACCAAAGGGUGAAGGUAGGCCUACCACUACUGAAAUUAUAAAGUACUACCUAACAAGACAUUCAUUUAACAAUUACAUAAUCUAAGAAAUUCAUCAUGGACUAAGUUAGGUUAUACUGUUUCCUGCCUUUCCUUAAGAACUACAAUUAACAAACCAUGUGCACUGCGCACUUACACACAAUGUGUCUCAAGGCAAACAAUUAAGAUGAAGAUUAUGGCAUCUACUAAUAUAUAUCAGUGAAGCAUUCAAUCACAUCCAGUUUACAAAUAAUCAUUAAGAGACAGCAAAUGUGAAAAGGGCAAUAAACUCACACACACAACCAUAGGUAUAUAUCUGAAUCUAUCUCAGAGACACUCAUGUGUUGUUUGUGUUGCUGCCAACCAGAAUAAAGGGAAUGGGUGGAGCUUAUAAAGUAGACCAUUGAUUAGGAGUGAUAUAUCAAUAUUAUCCUACCAUUAAAGUUUUUAUUUAUUGUUAUAAUAUUAAUACUAAUAAACUAAUUUAAACAAGUUCUUCCUGCAGGUUUUGGAAAGCGCAUCUGCACUGGACAGAUUUAGAUUUGUGUUUUUGUCUGAAUUUUGUCUAUCCCUUAAUGUAAACAAGACAUUUCAACUAUAAAUUGAUGCAGAAAGGGCAGAAAUUGGUGCCAAAAACUUCACCAGAAUGCAGGAAAUCUUAAAUGCUCAAAGUUUUGUUUUUUACCUGAUGCCUGACCCAGAUGAACACUUAAAGCCCCAUGUUCAGUGCAUGGCCGUUAGAAAGGUAGCUAUUUUGAGCUCAUGAAACAGUUAUCUACUAAACACUUCCAUUAUAUACAGCUGCAUAAACUUCUAUCUACAAUACAAGUCAAAGUUAAAAUGUAUUUGUGGAAAAUGUGUUUUAUGCUUUAAAAUUUUUAUUUACCUUUCUUUGCCAACUACAUUGUGAUGCUCGUACUGAUUACUGUCAAAUUACUUGUAUUAAAAUGAUUGAAAAGAGCUAUGUGUACUGCAGUGCACAUGGAAACAGCAGCAACAGCUUGAAAUGUUCAGGCUCCAGACUUGUUUUUCUCUUCAGAGGCCCCCAAGAGUCCACCAGUGUUAUGUAAUAUUAUUAUGUAACAUUUUGUAACGUUAUUGGGGCCUUUGCACUCAGCCUCCUCCACUCCUCACCCAGAUACCGAAAGACACACCACCACCCUAUCUGCAGGAGGAAAUCUGUGAUUUGCAGGGAGCUUUUUAAAAUAUCUUUAUCAUGAUCUUUCAAGCACUUUUUGAGUGCAUGGACUUUACUGGAUGGCUGUUCUUCAGUUUUGUAGUGUUAGUUUUGACUGAUGUGUUCAGAAACUGGAGGCCACACAGCUUUCCACCUGGUCCCUGGGCUGUGCCUUUUCUAGGAAAUGUAUUCACUGGAGUUGACUUCAAAACAAUGGAGAAGCUUGCUCAGGUGUACGGCCCAGUGUUCAGCUUGAGGAGAGGCAGUGAGAGGAUGGUGUUUAUUUCAGGAUACAAGAUGGUCAAAGAGGCUCUUGUUAACCAGCUGGACAGCUUUGUUGAUCGACCUGUUAUCCCUCUCUUCCAUGUUAUCUUCAAGGGCCUUGGCAUAGCUUUGAGCAAUGGUUACCUGUGGAAGAAGCAGAGGAAGUUUGCCAACACUCACCUGCGUUACUUUGGAGAGGGCCAGAAGUCACUGGAAAAAUACAUUGAAGUGGAAAGCAACUUCCUCUGUGAAGCUUUCAAUGAGGAACAAGGAAGGCCAUUCAACCCCCACUACAUCAUAACGAAUGGAGUGAGUAACAUCAUCUCCUCUGUGGUCUUCGGACACCGUUUUGAAUACAGCGACCAAAGAUUUCGCAAGUUCCUGGAAUUGGACAAUGAGGCCAUUGUGCUCGCAGGCUCUGCUCAGACUCAGCUGUAUGACGCCUUCCCUGGCUUGCUGAAGUACCUGCCAGGACCUCACCAGACUGUUCACGCCAACUACAAGGAGAUAACGAUUUUCCUCAAAAAGGAAGUAGAGAAGCACCAAGAAGAGUGGAACCCAGAUGACCCUCGAGAUUAUAUUGAUGUUUACCUGGCAGAGAUGGAGAAGAAAAAGGAGGAUCCCCAGGCUGGCUUCAACAUAGAAACCCUGCUGAUUUGCUUGCUUGAUCUAAUUGAGGCUGGGACAGAAACAAGUUCCACCACUUUACGCUGGGGCCUCGUAUACAUGAUGCACUACCCAGAGAUACAGGAGAAGGUCCAGGCAGAAAUAGACAGAGUGAUCGGACAGUCUCGUCAGCCCAACAUGGCCGACAGACCCAACAUGCCUUACACUGAUGCUGUCAUCCACGAGAUUCAAAGGAUGGGGAAUAUUGUUCCCCUUGGAUUCCCUAAAAUGGCCAGUAAAGACACAACACUGGGAGGAUACUUUAUACCCAAAGGCACAUUUAUUAGUACAAUCCUUGCAUCUGUGCUGUUUGAUAAGAAUGAGUGGGCGACUCCACAUGUCUUCAGUCCUGAGCAUUUCUUGGAUUCAGAGGGCCAGUUCCGCAGAAGAGAUGCAUUCUUACCGUUCUCAGCAGGUAAACGUGUGUGUUUGGGAGAGCACCUGGCCAGAAUGGAGCUGUUCCUGUUUUUUUCAUCUCUCCUCCAACGCUUCACCUUCUCUCCAGUAACGGGCGAAAUGCCCAGCUUAGAGGGCGUGCUGGGCUUCACCUAUUCCCCUGAGGAGUUCAGGAUGCACGCCUUGCCUCGCUGAUCAAUGAUCUCAAUGAUCUCUCUGAGACAACAGUCAAAGAUCCUAGAUUCAAAUCUUUUUUGUAUGUCAUCUUCAAUGACAUGAUGAUCAAAUAUCUGACUUUCUUCUGAAAACUAGCAUGUGUGAUAUGACCACCCAUAUGACCAAAAUAAAGUCAUGUAAAAAUAAAGAAAAUCACCAUGUCUGUGAAGGAGAUGGACAUUUUCAUGUUGUAAGUCAAAGACACCUUGAUUUGCUUAUUGUUUGAAGACCAGCUUUGUCACCUUUGAUUUGGUUCUUACAGGUAAUUAGACCACCUGUACUUCCAUUAUUUUGCCUGUGUAGACCUCUUCUUUUGUCUGCGUGGGUGCCUACCGUCACAAUUGUUUAAUUUUUCCCUGACUUUCCUGUUAGUUUUAUUGCAACUGAUGGGAAAGCCUACCUUACACAUGUGUCAUUAGCACAUGGCAUUUGGUGACUUCAAUGAAAAAAAGAACUGAAAACACCUGCGUGAGAGUACCGGGGACUUUGAGAUCAUAAAUAACAGCUUGCUACUAAUGUUACAGUUAACUUUGCACGUGUAACGUUUGUUGUAGUGGUAGCUAAUACAUUCUCACUUUGAAUGAAGAUGUUUAAAGAAACUAAAUAAAAAAUAUUGACUGUCCUACAA
Messenger RNA from Micropterus salmoides (largemouth bass), 3852 nucleotides. RefSeq names its product cytochrome P450 2J2-like. Gene Ontology annotation, cellular component: intracellular membrane-bounded organelle; cytoplasm. Gene Ontology annotation, molecular function: oxidoreductase activity, acting on paired donors, with incorporation or reduction of molecular oxygen, reduced flavin or flavoprotein as one donor, and incorporation of one atom of oxygen; heme binding; iron ion binding. Bases 1722 to 3203 code for a protein of 493 amino acids. Gene Ontology annotation, biological process: xenobiotic metabolic process. The transcript is spliced from 9 exons. NCBI's taxonomy places the organism in Eukaryota, Metazoa, Chordata, Actinopteri, Centrarchiformes, Centrarchidae. The record is from RefSeq and is a predicted model, not a curated record.